ACGAAAUAACACUGCGAAAAAGGAGUAGAAAGGACACGGCGGAUGUUAUUAAUUCUAUUAUUGAUUAAUGUAUUGGUGCGAAAUUAAUGAAAAAAGACGUUUCUAGUGAAUAUUUCCUUCUAACAAUGAAAAAUAAGUGUAACAACUCAUAAAUAGGAUAAAUUCGUACUGUGAAAGUGGAAAAAGUGUAAUUCCUUGGUACGGUAAAAACUACAAAACUGGACGUUGGCUGGGGUAACAGGUGAACCGGCGAAAUCGGCGGCGGCCAUCUAAGGACCAAGUAAUUGUGUGUGUGACUGCGACAGCACAAUGAUGAAUCACCAGGAGAUAAUGGAGUUGUAUCUAUGUGAUGAUCAACUGCCUAUGGAUGAGAAGGUGAACCCUGGGGCAGCGGCACUAGGAACACCACGGGGAAAAUCCUCGAUGCAGGCAGACGUGUCAGGCGGCGACCUGGCAAGUGCGCCGGUACAGGAUCUGGUGAAGGCAUUAUUGGCGGGCGGCCUUACUACUACAAUCCAGGAGAUAGCCAAACAGCAGGCGGCCCUGGUGGUAGGCGAUGUAUCGGAGGCGAUAGCGGCGACUUCCAGGCACAGCGAGGUUUUGGGGGGUGGUCGUGAGUCCGGCAGACUGAAAAGGCAUUCCCUGAUGCUAGGCCAUGAAGAAGUGGAUUGGUUCGAUCCAGAUGAUCCGGAUACCAACAUCGAGCAUUGGCUCCGGAAAAUCGACCAUCUGGGGAUGAUCCGUGGCUGGACCAAUUAUGAACGGGCAACGUUAGCACAAGCGAAUCUGGCGGGCACAGCGAGGCGGUGGUUUUACCAACUAGAGGAUAAUGAUCUUACCUGGGACGAGUGGAAGGAGAAGUUAAGGGCGACGUUUCCCCGGCGUAUGGAUUAUGCAGAUAUGCUAGAAGACAUGAUAGGGAGGCAUAAGCUCACGGAUGAAAGCAUGACGACCUACUACCAUGCGAAACUAGCGUUGUGUCAUCGGGUGAGGAUCACCGGCAAGGAUGCGGUCUCUUGCAUCAUCAAGGGGUUACCGACAGAGUUGAGGGCCAAUGCACGGGCAGUGAGGUGCCCCACCCCUGAAAUCCUCUACAACAGCUUCCUGGCGGGACUGGAGAGCUGCCACGGCGAGAGUGCUCCCAGACGAAUGGCGUCGAGAAUGCAAGUACCUGAGAGGCAGGCGAGUAUCCCUCAACAAGGUACCUCCACGGCGAGGGGGUUAAAGAGGUGCUACAAUUGCCAGCGCUUCACUGAUCACGUCAGCAGAGAUUGUCCCCGACCGGCGGCUGACAGGUGUAGAUCCUGUGGAAAAGUGGGACAUAAGGCGUCCAACUGUCUCAAGAGGCGUGUCCAAGGCGGCAGCGGCAAUGGCGCAACCAGACCGGCAAAGGUUUUUUUCACUGUUUAAUCCGGUGAAUAAAUGUUUCAGGCAGGUGGCGUAUGUUAAUGGGGAGAGCGAACUCAGCGGCUAAGGAAUCACUCGUGGACAACAGCCGGCAGAUUUCAGUGAUGGACAAAUACACAAAAACCGAGCCAAGGCGAUGACUAACAAAAAUAGGCGGGGCGCGAAUAGAGGCGAUAAAGGGCGUAAGGGACUAUAAGCUGUUUAUGGCGGUAGUUGCUGUAGAUUUCCUGAGGCGUUAUCAUGGCGUGAAUGAUGUGGAGUAUGAAUCGGAGGAAAAUGGCGGAAGUGGCAGAAGUGGCGAAAGUGAGGGCGAGUGGAUUUAGUGAAUUUGGCGUGUAACUCUUCUGACGAAAUAGGCGUUUAAUUCGUCGUGAUUAGUACAACGUAUGAUGACGUUGUUGCAGGACAGCAGACUGUUAUGCAAAUUUGGAGUGUGAGGCAGGAAAAGACCAGCGCGGUAGAGACAAAGCGGGCCUCAGGCGUACGAGGCACAGAAAAGGAGUAGAAGGGACACGGCAGGUGUUAUUGUUGUAUUGUUGCGAAAUUAAUGAAUAAAGGCGUUUCUAGUGAAUGUGUCUUUCCUUCUAACAGUCGAAAAAUAAGUGUAACAGUAUGUUUAAAAUUGACCUCCGUAUUUCUAGAUCAACAGAGGUGCUACUGAUUACGAAGAAAUACGCAAUUUGAUU
Anoplophora glabripennis (Asian longhorned beetle) is the source of this 2093-nucleotide messenger RNA. RefSeq lists its product as uncharacterized. The transcript has 2 exons. The record is from RefSeq and is a predicted model, not a curated record. The coding region runs from base 310 to 1410 and encodes 366 amino acids. Gene Ontology annotation, molecular function: zinc ion binding; nucleic acid binding. Lineage: Eukaryota; Metazoa; Arthropoda; Insecta; Coleoptera; Cerambycidae.